AUGUCAUUUAUUCAGCGGGAAAGAGAAGUGAACGCGACCCUGGUACCGCCUCUAGAUCCAUCUCUCUUUACGCCUACCGACACGGAGCUUGCAUUCCUGCGGCUGCGGAUAUCUGAAGAUGACGGCGGACUUAGGAGGAGAACCUUGGAGAUUCAGAAAGACGAGAAGUAUCCGUAUCCGUGCAUUCGCGCAUUCCACCAUGUCAGUUUGAUGAUGUUGGCGAAUCCGAUAUAUCCAGUGGUGCUUGAAGCCGGGAAGGCAGGAAAUGCUGUAUUUCUGGACAUAGGAUGCUGCAUGGGAACCGAUGUGCGCAAGCUUGUCUCAGAUGGCUAUCCGGCAUCGAAUGUCUUAGGCUGCGACCUGAGACCGGAAUUUAUCGAUCUUGGCCAUAAACUCUUCCGGGAUCGGGACAGUUGUCCGAUUCGUUUUUUCACGUCCGAUAUUUUUGAUCUAUCCGUCCCCAGUGCUUUCGAUGGGACACUACGCAGUGUCCAUGAAGCGCCACCGCUCAUUCGAGUCGACCAGCUAUCACAACUGCUUGGAUCCCUGACGCACAUCUAUACCGGUGCACUCUUCCACCUGUUUGAUGAGACGACACAAUAUGCGAUUGCAUUACGGGUUGCCUAUCUGUUGAAGCGAGAGUCGGGCACGAUCGUGUUCGGCAGGCAUAGAGGCCUGGAGUGUGAGGGAAUGAUAGAUGAUCAUCUCGGAAGGAUACGCUACGGGCACUCUGAGAGGUCCUGGCCCCUGCUCUGGAAGAGGGUCUUUGCCGAAGUCGAGGAUGCUGAGUUUGCGGAAAAUAGAGUCAAAGUGCAGGCGAAGCUCGAUGCGCCUUUCGACCAGCAUAUCCCCGGUACGACCAGGAAGGGUCAUAUGUUGGUCUGGAGUGUGCAGAUCACAUAA
Molecule: messenger RNA, 903 nt
Organism: Postia placenta MAD-698-R-SB12
Lineage: Eukaryota; Fungi; Basidiomycota; Agaricomycetes; Polyporales; Adustoporiaceae
Exons: 4
Coding region: 1-903 (300 amino acids)
Source: RefSeq, a predicted model, not a curated record